This is a messenger RNA of Gossypium arboreum, 822 nucleotides long. RefSeq names its product repetitive proline-rich cell wall protein 2-like. The transcript has a single exon. The record is from RefSeq and is a predicted model, not a curated record. Lineage: Eukaryota; Viridiplantae; Streptophyta; Magnoliopsida; Malvales; Malvaceae. The coding region runs from base 62 to 661 and encodes 199 amino acids.
CCAGACUCAUUUACCACUAUAAAAGGAUCCCAUUGCACCAUCCAAAGACAAGAAUUCAGUGAUGGCUUUCACAUACUUGCUAGUAUUGUUCCUUGGAGUUGUGGUUGUCACCACUCCCUCCUUCGGUAACUACGAGCCACCCAACUAUGGCAAACAACCAAAGAAGCCAGAACCGAAGUCACCCAAGCCUCCUGUGCAUGAACUUCCAAAGAAGCCUCCAACGUAUAAACCUACGCCAUCAAUCCAUGAACCUCCAAAGAAGCCUCCAAUGUAUAAACCUAAACCACCACUCCAUGAACUUCCAAAGAAGCCACCGAUUCAUGAACCUAAACCACCAAAGCCACCAGUUCACGAACCUCCAAAGAAAGAGAAACCAGAACACAAGCCACCAAUAUAUGAACCUCCUAAGAAACCACCAGUCCGUGAACCUCCAAAGAAGCCUCCAGCGUAUAAACCUAAACCACCAGUUCAUGAACCUCCAAAGAAGCCACCGAUGCAUGAAUCUAAACCACCAAAGCCACCAAUCCACGAACCUCCAAAGAAAGAGAAACCAGAACCCAAGCCACCAGUUUAUGAACAUCCAAAAAAACCACCUUCUGGUCACUAUCCAGGACACCCUCCAUUGGAGAAGCUCCCAUCACCUAGCCAUCCGAAGAACUGAGCCACUUCUAUGGCUAUAUAGAUAGAUCAGUACUUACAAAUAAGAGCGGCGGCCAGCUCGUUCCAUUUUCUUGUAUGCCAUUGUUAUCAUGUAAUGUUUUCUUUGUAUGUUAAUCCUCUUGUUGUUGAAUGAGCAUAUUCUGGUUCAGUUUAUAUGCGAAA